ACACCUGUCACACACGGAAUCCACUCUCCUAAAACCCCUUGCCUCUCGUCCUUUGAGUCUUGAAACCACUUGAUACGAAAACUCUAUGUAGAAAAUAUAGUAAUCACAAGUGCUACCCCCGAGGUCCCAUCCCGACACCUGUCACACGCGGAAUCCACUCUCCUAUAAUCCCUUGCCACUCGUCCUUUGAGGCUCUUCCGUGUUCCUCUCAAUCCGGAAGGAAGAUCACAUUAACCACCGCUCCGUGUUAGCCUGUCCUCUGGUCCGUAUUGCCCCCACGAAGGUCACGGGUGAUAUCCCUCGUAUAUAAACGGCUUCCCCUGGGACUGCAUCGUCAUUACCUGCUCUGGUGGCUUAGGGAAACGUGGCAGACACAGAACCUGUAAGCCAGUCAAGAAAAACCUCAUCAACUCGCCCACGCAAGGGAACCCAAGACUUGAGAUCGCGACGCAGGAAUCAAAACGCUCGCACUUUGGUUCUCUUUCCGCGGUCAUUUUUCGGUGUUUGGUGCUCUUAGACUCGGUGACAGCUCUGGACACUUCACCACCGCGGCAAAUCACACUUACUUGAAGCUCUGAAACACCCCAAGCGGCUUUAAAACACUGAAAUCAGGGAAAGAUAGCGAAACAUAUUGCACCCUCUGACAUUACUACGCGGGCGGACUCUAGCAACAAAACGGUCGACAAUUGGAAGGAAAAGAAGGAUCGCGUGACAUUUAAGUAUCCCGACGCGUUUUAUUCGCUAUCAUCCGCGCUUGAGGAAGGAAGAGAAAAGCUUAGUGAGAUAACGGCGCUACUGAACAAAGCCUUCUUGACCCUCUGCUCCGCUCUUGGGCGAGUAAUGGCACCCACGCCUACGAUGGAGCCUCUCAGCGGGGAAGAAGAGUGGCGGAGGAUGGAACGCGAGCACCCUGUGAUGAGGAUGACCAGGAACGACAAAGAGGUGGGCAUGGACUACGUCAACAUCCCUCACGUGGUGGCCAUGGUGGGCCUACCAGCGAGGGGCAAGACCUACAUCGCCAUGAAGCUCGCCCGCUACCUCAACUGGGUGGGCCUGCCGACCAAAGUGUUCAAUGUUGGUGACUACCGCCGCCAAGCCAUUGGGGACUACCAGGGCCAUGACUUCUUCCACCCCAGGAACAGGGAAGGCACCAACGUCAGGAACAAGUGUGCCCUCGAUGCCCUGCAGGAUGUGUGUGAGUUCCUGCAGUCCGGGGGCAUGGUGGCCGUGUACGAUGCCACCAACACCAACAUCGAGCGCCGGCAGCUGAUCCACCACGUCAUCUGUGAGCGCAUGGGGUACAAGCUCUUCUUCAUCGAGUCCAUCUGCAACGACCCGGCCAUCAUUGAGACAAACAUCAUGGAGUGUAAGGUGACCAACCCCGACUACACCAACAUGGAGAAGGAGGAUGCGGUGAAGGACUUUUUGAAGCGCAUUGAGCACUAUCGUCUCAUCUAUGAGCCGCUGGACGAGGAGAAGGAGAGCAAGUACAGCUUCAUGAAGAUCUAUGACGCUGGUCGGCGAGUGGUCGUGCACAAACAGGAGGGUCACAUCGAGAGCCGCAUCGCCUAUUACCUCAUGAAUAUCCACAUCACGCCACGCUCCAUCUACCUGACUAGGCACGGCGAGUCAGUGUACAACCAGCUUGGAAGGAUCGGUGGGGACUCGGACCUCUCCCACCGCGGCCGCCAGUACGCCAACGCCCUCGCCAAGUUCAUCUCGCAGCAGAACAUCACCAACCUGCGGGUGUGGACGUCCUGCAUGAAGAGGACCAUCCAGACGGCCUCGGGGAUCAGUGCGCCGCAGGAGAGGUGGAAGGCGCUCAACGAGAUUGAUGCCGGCAUCUGUGAGGGACUGAUGUACGAGGAGAUCCAGGAGCAGUACCCGGAGGAGUUUGCCGCCAGGGACCAGAACAAAUACUCCUACAGGUACCCGCGUGGUGAGUCGUACGAGGACGUGGUGGUGCGGCUGGAGAGCGUCAUCAUGGAGCUGGAGCGCCAGGAGAACGUGCUGGUGGUGGGCCAUCAGGCGGUGCUGCGCUGCGUCCUCGCCUACUUCCUCGACAAGACAGGAGUGGAGUUGCCGUACAUGAAAGUGCCGCUCCACACCAUCAUCAAGCUGACCCCGCAGGCGUACGGAUGCAAGGUGGAGUUCUUCAAGAUCCCCAUCGACUGCGUUGACACCCACCGAUCCAAGCCCGUGGUGACGCGCAGCGAUGAGGGGAAGGAGGAGGACAUGCAGGGAGCCCCUAGAGGUGCAAGUGACAUCAUAGAUGGAGUACAAGUCAAUGUGUUGCAGGGACUAGUGGAAGGACUGUCUGUUUGUGACAAUAGAACUGUUGAAAACGAAGAGAACGUGCAGGGGGCCGUGGGAGGCAUUCAGUUGCCCGAGUCUGCCCGGGCGCUGUGGGCAUUCAUGAGGCCGAAGCACUAACAGACACGUGUAUAGAACUUUAUAUCUGUUGUUCGGCUUAUUCAUGUUGUCUGCCCACAAGUGAAAGAAAUUAUAUCUUUGUGUAAUACAUAAGUACUAGUUUUAUCAUACUUUUGAGACAGUACAGAAGACUGCCUUUACUGGGCCACCACUCAGCACAGACCAUUCCAACAAGUGGUCCCAGCAGGUAAAUACUACUUUGGAAAUAGACACACAAAUGAAGUAUUCUUACCAAUCUUUGGUUGGAGAAGAGUUCAGUAGUUGGUUCAGUUUUCCAAAGUUUUUUUUUCCUGGAGUACCAAUUAGCAUGGGGCAAAUGUGUUAAAAUUCAGUCAAAUUCAAAUUCAUUUAAAAUUUAGCUUCACCAAUGGCAUUUCAUAUGCCAAAACAGCUCCUGGGUAGCUUGCAGUUCACAUUUAAGUUAUCUUGAAAGUGCAUAUGAAUGAUCUUAAGGAAAUUAAAUUUGUUAUUACCAGUUCAAGCCAAGAUGUUUAUGGCAGACUGAGUAACAGGCAAAAUUAACAUGUUUGAAGGGAGCGUCCCCACCGUGCCUCGUCAGGGUGGUGGUGGUCAAAGGCACGUCUUCUGUACAGUUUUAGUGAUGCUGUUAAACUUCUUUCAAUUGUAUCUUAGUUAUCCACAUGUAACUAACUUAUUUUUGUGAGAUGUUGAAUUUUAAAUUUCAUAAAUAAACUUGUUUCUACAGUAAUUUAGAAUGUUGGACAACACACUGCCUUCUCUGAUUACAAAGACUGAAUUUGAGUUUUCUUUUAGUUUAUAGCAGAAAAAUGCUGAUCAUGAGGUUGGCUGUGUGUUGUCUAAGGUUUAUGUUAUAAGAACUUAGUCCUCAAGCAGAUGUUCAUAAACUGCUUAUGUUCAAUGUAGUUCAGGAGUGAUAGGAAGCUGGGUCCCUGGUAACUUUCAAUCAACUGUUUACAUGUUGCAGUACAAUCUACAGUAGAACUUAAUGUUAGGUCAAGUACAGGGAACAGAAUCACUGAGUGUUGUCUGCACAGCCAACAUGAAGUAAACUCCACAGCAUGACACGACCCGGCACCAUAAUAUCCACUUUGCUUGCUGUUCAUGUCCACCGUUGCCUGGCGCACCCUUGCCUCCUCGGGUGUGUUCACUUACUGGUACACACAGUUCCAUUUAGUACUCAACUUGUAUCAUGAAAUAAGUACUCUGGCAAAAGUGGUGGAGGUAUACAAAUGAAAUACUGUAAAAAGAAGGCAUGUCUUUAUUUUUGCUUUCUCAGUUGUACACCCCGGCUUAAUUUUCCCAAGUAUUGUUUAUCCUUAAGUGAGUGCUAAUUUGGGGGUUGCCUACCGAUGAGUAAACACACCCUACAGUUAAAAGACACUUACAGUUUUGGUUGUGAAUGUAACUUUAAAAGUGGAAAUUGGUGGUGACUUGUGGUGAGUAGAAGAGCCAUAGAAUAGUGAUGAAUGUGAUGAUGUGUGGCCAACUUCAUCACAGGCAUUAUGAUGUUAUACCGAAAAGACAACGUGAAAUCCAAAUCGAUGAUGAUACUCUAGUGCUUUUUGUGCUUUAGGUAUUCUUCAAGAUACUGACGAUACCUAUACAGCACCAAAAACACUAUUGUAUCACUAUCAAUUUCAAUUUCGAGUAGGUCUUUUGGUAACAUGACGUCUGUGAUGAGGUCAACCAAGCUCUCCUAUUCUGUGGCUCUGGGGAGUAAGUAUUUGGUAGACUAAGUAGACAUAGGUAUCUCAGAUCACCCGGGGGUCACCAUGCUGUUUAGGUUGUGAUAAGAGAUUGAAUGGCCUUGUUAGAAGAGAGUUUACCCUUAGAAGAGAGUUUACCCACCAGUUCACACACACUAGUUCAUUUAGUACUCGCAAGAGGUAUAAAAACUUACGAAAAUUGAGGAUGACAAAAUAUGGAAAGUAAAUCGAUCUUCAUUUUGACAACCGUUCGUUUUUAUAACUGGUUUUCUUGGGUAAUGUUUUCUUAUGAGUACUGAUAUGAAUGGUGUUGAUGAACUGACAUCCUUAGUCCAUUCCCUACCAAAUGGCAAUACCCUGUGACCCCCAUCCUCCUUGAUAAGAAUAUAAGAUAGUGGUGCAUAUCAUUAGGGUGGGUAACAGCAGGUUCUGUUAUAUAGUCCAUUGACCUUGGAAAUAAGCCUUGCCAAUACCACCUCAGCAUCCACCAACAAGACGUAACCUUUUCCAAGAGCUACCAAUGACACACAGUCUUAUAAGAAGGGCUGUGGCUUACUAGUAGAUUGGUUGGUCAGUGAUAUUUAUGUUUUAGAGAGGGGGCGGGGCUUGUUUUCAAAGUUAACAUGAAUAGAGAAUAUAGGUUCAGAUUCUUCCUCCGAGGGGUGUCCUGCAGCCCAUAACUUGCCCUCCCUUGAUUGAACUAUUGUGGCCCUUCUCUGUGUAUGUGCACCUUGAUUGUGAUCACCUGCUAUGCCAGAACAAUGCUGCACACUGUGAUGGAAGGGAUGAUGAAAUGUAUUUGUAUUCUCAUAGUGUACUGCACAUAAUUAUUAUGCUAUAGUACUGUAAGGUUGGGAAAUGGUUAUGGUGUGUGACAUUGUUAUAAUCCUUGCACUUAAGGCUUGUAGGACACCAAUAAUUGUUGGUAGGUUAGUAAGUGUACCUGGGAAGCUCACAGCUGCCUGCACAUCACAACCUGAGAAAUCUAAGUUGUCUUCCAAAGGGAAAAUGAUUGAAUUAACAGCAUAUCACACACACAGUGUUCCUUGAUUCAUGGCAGAGCAGCAUGGCAGGUGGUGGGUAUUGGUAUUUGUGUCCUAAUGACAUGUGCCAAACACAACAAGCCUAGACAGGUGCCAAAAGGUGUCUUCCAGCCCAGGCUGUGCUGAAGGUUGUACUGGCAGGUUGCUGGGCUGACCUCCACAAGCUGUGUGUGGCAGGGCAGCUGUGCCCGCUGUGGCAGACACUGUCACUCAGCUUUGCACAAUAAUGGCACAUCCUCCUCACCUUGGCAGCCCCUUCACAGUCUGAACUGUAGUGGUUGGUGCACCAGGUGAUGUUGUGAGGCAUCUUUAUAAACACUUCACUGAAGACACUUAGGAAUCAUUCAACUUUAAACUAAUUACUAAUAGAACCAAUGUAUGAGGAAGAUUUUCUUCACACAUGAGGUUCUUCUGUAGAAGCUUCAUAGAUUUUAUGCACUGACUGCUGAAUUCUGAGAUGUAUUUGAACAGUUUGACCAAAUUUAGCAUGAAUUGUCUUCUGGAUUGGAUUUUACUUGUUCUGAAUACCUUUCAAGUACAACCACAGACUUGACAACAGACUUAGAUGUGCUCUUCACUUUAGUUCUGCUUUAUUAAUCUUUGUGUUUAUGUUAAAUAUAGCAAUGUAAAUUUGUUUAGUUUGUGCUUAAUGUUAGCCAAGCAUCACUAGUUGCUGCUUCACACUGGUGUGGGUGACUGACCUUAGCUAGUUGGCACCCAGAUCACUGACACUGUUGUCUUGUGUUCCUGAGCUGCUGCAGGGACUCUUGCCUCAGCUCAAGGUUGUGAGGCUGUACACUGUUUGGUGACUAACUCACUCAUGUCUUGUGUCAAGGAAUGGACGGAAUGGUGAAUAGUGCAUGUUCUCCAGUUUGUAUAAACCAUUCCAGUGACUACUUCCAUCUGUGCUCAUGUAAACUGAGCUCAAGUAUAAAAACUCAUCAUUGUCAAAGAUUGAUGAAGAUUACUUUGAUAAUGGUUAAUUUUUAUGCCUCAGCUCUCAUUGGAAUGGUGGACACCGAUCACCAGACAUGCUCUACACAAGUAAAAGACCGCCACUUAUUGUUGCAGCUCAACAUCCAUAGUUGUAAGAUGAAACUCACUGAAAAUAGCAAAACCUUGUUACCUCUGACCAGCUUGGGGAAAGGCUCCAUGGCAAGAUGUUCAGCGAUCCAUUUGAGACUGCUGUACAGAAACUGUUACCACUCCUACUACAGUAAAGUCUCACAUUUGGCAACUAGCUGGUGCCACAGAUAGCUUGCAAAAGUAAAAUUUGCCAAAGUGGUAGAGGCCAGCCUUUAAAGCCAUAUCACACUCAGAAGAUGACAGAGGGCUACACUGCCAGCAGUGAGAGGCAGCACACAAGUUACCACAAGCUGCAGACUCACUCACAACUGUUUCAUCAGCUGGCUUGAUGUCAUCAACAUAGCAGCUGAGCCGCUGAAAACUGGGAUCGUUAUUUUAAAACAUUGAUAAUCUUUUAGCAACAAAGUACAGCAUUAACAGUUAGCAAGCAUUUCUCAAAUGCAAGACUAGUUGCCAAUUAUGACUUUGGACUUGCCGGGAGAAGGGAGGGGGUCGAGGGAAAUGAUCACCAAAUGGGAAUUAGGGGAGUGAUUGCUGUGUUUGGAGUUGCCAAAAGCGAGACUUUUGAGUUUUUUCUACCUAUCUCUGCUGUACCAAUAUACUCAUGUGUUAUAGUGGUAGAAUUACUCACGAAGGAACAGCCUCAGCAGGAGGCGGCCAGAGGAGAGGUACGAGUGGCUCGCUGUAGGUGGCAGCAGCUCCUCCUUCAUUCUGCAAACGAAGUUGAAGUUAGAUGAAGUUUAAAUUAAAUACAUUACAACUCCAAUAUGCAUGACUCAGUAUAAUGCCACAGGAUAUGUUUGCCAAUUCACACACAGGACUCCAAUUAGUACUCAUGUCAGGGAACAUUACUGAGUCCACCUUGUGUGGAGGACUGACCCACACGCCUCUAUUGGACAGUGUAGUAAGACUUUUCACCUUGCCAGUUCCCCUCUUACUGACACUCUUCCACCUCAAUUAAAUUCCACUGCAACAUUGCUAAAUACUAUCUUCAUAACUACUCUUCUGAACUUGCUAACUGCAUGCCUCACUCCCUUCUGAGUCCUCAACUCUAGCUCACCCCUAAGUUGUUCACAGUCCUACUGCAAGUUAACCAGUAUCUUCAUUAUUUCACCCGCCCUCCAUCUAUAUUUCUUCCUUCCUAAUGGGAACACAAAGACAAUUCUCCAACCUGAUCUGAUGAUUUUCUAAUUCCUCACCUCUUGUGGAAGCAGUGCAGUGCAGGCUUCUGUCUUAUGGUUCUCUUUUGCCUCUCAACUCAUCAUUUUCUGUAAAAAAAAUAUUUAUAUUAAAAGGUUUGUUCUCUUGCAUCUCAAGGAUCUCCAGUUAAUGGCCCGAGGUAACAAGGUUUUAAAUGAAGUGGUCUUGAGAUAAAUUUAUCACAAGACUGCUGCAGUAUUUAUGAGUUCUAUGUAUCCUAUUCUGAAUCACACACAGUUUGCAACACGUUUUAUUGGAGCUUCUCUGCUUAAGAGUGUUUUUGCAUAAACUGAAAUAGUGUGUGUGACAGACAAUUAUUUUUUUAUUUCUUUGCAAUGAUUUCUGAUGCAUUUAUUAACCCUACAGUAGGCAGCCUCGUGGUAAGUAGCAUAGGGUGCUCGUUCUCGGCUUCCAUACGCUGUGUUGUAGCCGGCAGUCUUGUUAGUCUGGGGCACCACAGGAGGGGAAGUGUGGCCCAGCAGAGCAUGACUCACUGAAUGGAAUGCCAAUGUGGUAACCAUCUACAAUAUUCCCUUGCUAUACAUGGGAUUUAGUCCAAAAUUAGAUGAAAUAGUGUAAAUUUCUGUAAUGAAUUCACUCCAUAGUGACAGAGUAACUACAGUUUUAGACCUAGUUUGCUUAGUUUGUGUUCAUGAAAGGGUCAAGAAGAGUAUUACAAUAGUCUUCUGCUCAGUACACAACUCAAUUUUCACUUAUUAAUGCUAGAGUAUGUUUGCUACUGUAAGCACCACUCCAGUUACUUAUCAGCAUAAUUGAGCUGAAAUAUAAAUGUGAACCAGUCAAAUUAUACUGGAAUGUUGAUUUUCUUGUAUAUUUUGACUAGUUCAUUUUUAUCCCCUCGCUCAAUUUUCCAGGGUAGUUUUCAUUACCUGAUGUGAGUGCUAAUUGGAAUGGUGCAUGCAAACUGACAAACAUACCCUAUUUCACUCGGCAGCAGAACAUUAUAACAACCUUGGUCUUGGGUUUAGGCAUUGUGAUAGGUCUUCUUGUCCCCUCCCUCCACACACCUCCACACCCACUGCCACCAUCCAGCCACCUCACUACUGUACACAUUAUCACAGUUCACACAUUUUGGCAUGGUAUCUCACCAAUAAGAUCUGUUUGCCAUCUUAGUGUGGCUCUUCCUUCCCUCAUGCUGCCACUUUCUGAAGUGUCACUCAUUGGCAGCUGCUGUAAGUUUCCUUGUCCUGUCAGAAGCAGCAAAGGAAUAGUUAUGUAAAAGUAAGCUGCAGAUAUGGAUGAAUGGAGGUUGCUGAUUGCUUUUACACCUCAAGAUAAUUGGGACUGAUUAAUGUGUAUUUUUUCAGAGUAAAUAAAAAGUAGUUUCAAACAUAAUAAAAUUGCGAAGCUCUUGUCCAUAUAUUUGUGUGCCAUACUAACAUAAAUUAAACUUUUGGAAAUAAAUGUACAAAAUUA
Messenger RNA from Eriocheir sinensis (Chinese mitten crab), 8887 nucleotides. RefSeq names its product 6-phosphofructo-2-kinase/fructose-2,6-bisphosphatase 1-like. Gene Ontology annotation, biological process: fructose metabolic process; fructose 2,6-bisphosphate metabolic process. Gene Ontology annotation, molecular function: 6-phosphofructo-2-kinase activity; ATP binding; fructose-2,6-bisphosphate 2-phosphatase activity. The transcript is spliced from 11 exons. The record is from RefSeq and is a predicted model, not a curated record. Gene Ontology annotation, cellular component: cytosol. Lineage: Eukaryota; Metazoa; Arthropoda; Malacostraca; Decapoda; Varunidae. Bases 841 to 2433 code for a protein of 530 amino acids.